This is a messenger RNA of Hyaena hyaena (striped hyena), 2509 nucleotides long. It is a transcript of the gene SGTB, whose product is annotated as small glutamine rich tetratricopeptide repeat containing beta. The transcript has 11 exons. The record is from RefSeq and is a predicted model, not a curated record. Gene Ontology annotation, molecular function: protein binding; molecular adaptor activity. Gene Ontology annotation, biological process: post-translational protein targeting to endoplasmic reticulum membrane. Lineage: Eukaryota; Metazoa; Chordata; Mammalia; Carnivora; Hyaenidae. Gene Ontology annotation, cellular component: membrane; TRC complex. The coding region runs from base 197 to 1111 and encodes 304 amino acids.
CGCACUGCCGGGUGGGCUGAGGGGCGGCGGCGGCCUGGGAGCAGAGGAAGUUUGGGCGACCGCCGGCGCUGCUGCGAUCGGGAGCCAGACUGAAGCCCAGAGGACCAGGGUACGGGCGGACCGGCUUACGGACGCCCGCGGGCCCGCUGCGACCAUCUCGCCUCCUCUUGCCUGGAAAAGCAUUUAAGCCUUUAAAAUGUCCUCUAUCAAGCACUUAGUUUAUGCAGUUAUUCGUUUCUUACGGGAACAAAGUCAGAUGGAUGCUUAUACUUCGGAUGAACAAGAAAGUUUGGAAGUUGCAAUUCAGUGCUUGGAGACAGUUUUUAAAAUCAGCCCAGAAGAUACUCAUCUAGCGGUUUCACAGCCUUUGGCAGAAAUGUUCAGCAAUUCCUUCUGUAAGAAUGACAUUUUGCCUCUCUCAAACUCAGUGCCUGAAGAUGUGGGAAAAGCUGACCAAUUAAAAGAUGAAGGCAAUAACCACAUGAAAGAAGAAAAUUAUGCUGCUGCCGUGGAUUGUUACACACAGGCGAUAGAACUGGAUCCAAAUAAUGCAGUUUAUUAUUGCAACAGGGCUGCUGCUCAGAGUAAAUUAGGUCACUACACAGAUGCAAUAAAGGACUGUGAGAAAGCAAUAGCAAUCGAUUCAAAGUACAGCAAGGCCUAUGGGAGAAUGGGACUGGCCCUCACUGCCAUAAAUAAAUUUGAAGAAGCAGUUACAAGUUAUCAAAAGGCAUUAGAUCUUGACCCUGAAAAUGAUUCUUACAAGUCAAAUCUGAAAAUAGCAGAACAGAAGUUAAGAGAGGUAUCCAGUCCUACAGGAACUGGAUUGAGCUUUGACAUGGCUAGCUUAAUAAAUAAUCCAGCCUUCAUUAGUAUGGCAGCAAGUUUAAUGCAGAAUCCUCAAGUUCAGCAGCUAAUGUCGGGAAUGAUGACAAAUGCCAUCGGGGGACCUGCUGCUGGAGUUGGAGGCCUAACUGACCUGUCUAGCCUCAUCCAAGCGGGACAGCAGUUUGCUCAGCAGAUACAGCAACAGAAUCCUGAACUUAUAGAGCAACUUAGAAAUCACAUCCGGAGCAGAUCAUUCAGCAGCAGUACUGAAGAACAUUCCUGACUUGACCAGGGACCCUGGCCUGGAGCACAAAUGAUUAUGGCUCUUAAAUGUUUGCUGUAGAUAGUGGCCAAAACAAAGACACCUAAAGAAUCAGUCUAGAUGAUAGGUUUAUCAUAAACAGACUUGAACAUAACAUGACUCCUUUUAAACAAAUGCUCAGUAUCCCUGUUGAGUGCCAGUAUAGUACUGAACAGGGUUCCAUUUUCAAAUCAAAUCUUCAUCAUCAUAUUUGUAUAUUAGACCUAAUAGGAGAGUCUAUUUAUUGAAUAGUAGGGCUGUGUAUUGGCAAGUUUUUUAGCUCCAAAUUCCCGUAAGCAAACUUUUCUGAAAGAUGGAGAUGACCUAGGUUUCUCAUGCUGAUUUAGGAGAAAUAUACUGGCCACUGAACAGCAUGUCUGCAGAGAAGAAAUUUGUUGCCUAGUUUUAGCUCUGAUAGUGCUAUCAGUACUGAAUAUGUAUCACAGGGGCCAGUUCUGUCCUUAAUGCUGCUUGUUCUGAUGGGGAACAAGGAAUAAGAAGAGCUGGUGGGAAGCAGCAUUUGGUGCAAGGGUUGUUUUGCAAUGAGAAAUAGAUGCUGUGAAAGUACAGAAGGUAAAGGUAGGAUGUUCAGGUUUUUUGCAUAGUUCUUAAUUAAUCUUGCCUGCAGUUUGGUCUUGAUAACAUUAGCAUGGCCAAUUACUCUAAGUACAUAAUAAAAUACAUUUAGAAAUCCUUAAUGGUACUGGUUAGGUCCGUUGUAUAACUAUUCAAUUUAACUUAGCACAAUUUCCCCAAUGGUGACCUUACCAUGGAAACUCUUAAAUAUAUUUACAUUUAAAUAAGCCAGCGGUUUGGUCCUCAAGUUAAGGAUUUUCUAAGUGGCAUUUAAUUAUGUGCCUAUAAAUAAUGAUUUCUUAAAAACUAAUUAUUUGAUGGAUUAUAAAAAGCUUCUAUCACUAAUGCUGCUUGUUCAUAUAAACUUUUGCUAUAAUUUGGCUUGGCAUGUUGCUAUUAUGCUUCAUCUUAAUUUGAUAUAAUGUAAACAUAACAGGGGACUUAAAAUAUUUUAUUGAAAUCAGAUCAUAGUAGUUAAUGAAGAGAUAUGACAUUAAGUAUUAAUGGCAUGACUCUAACUACAGUGGAGAGACUAUUUUCACUAGAAUUUCUUUUGUUAUUGAUGGAAAUUGGUUAAGUUGGAUGAACAAGUGUUGUGAGAGAAAACUGAAAAAUUAAGAAAUGUAAGAUUAAGCCCCUAAUACUCAUGAUGAUGAGGACCUUACUAUAACUGAUCUCCUCAAAAGACUAAUAACGUGGUAUCUACAAGGUUAAAAAUCAACUCUUCCUUUCUUUCCCCUUGUGAGAUCAGAACAGUGGUUCUAUAAUUUCACUGUAAGAAUUAAUUAAAAAUGCAGUUCCCGA